AUGGUUCAACACCUUGUAACAUACUCCUCAGGACGACGACGGUAGCGUUCACCACCACCUUACCAGUCUUAUGAACAACGUAUGCGUGACAUCAACAUAAUCAAAGCAUUGGAAAUGAAAAUCAAACAAUACCUAAUCAUCAAAUCUAACAAACCGCAUGUGGUGCAAAGCUUCUUGAAUACAAAGAAAAAAAAAACGUUUCGGCAAAACUGAUAAAUCAUAUUCAAUGAAUUAGAUCAUGCUUUCUCAACCAGACUCAAAAAUCUCUGAUGAACAAAGACUCUUCACUGGAAUCUAUUGAAGAUUCAGUAUCUCAAAAAGUAGGUCCCCUUUAACGAUUGCACUCACAAUAAAGGGGGUAAGUUUCUUAAGAAAUACAAUAGCCUUGUUCAGACUGCCCAGCCUUUUUCAUUCGGAAGAUCACACGAUACGAUUCAGCAGUGCCGAACACUAACAAAUAAACUACUUUCAUUUGGUUUUCCCGCAAGGUCGAUAGCAAAUCACAGCUGUGUUCUGAAGCUUAAAACAUACAACGAAUUACGCAGUUUUCUGAAUUCAGAAGGAUCUCGAGAGGUUUUGUGGUGUCGAUUCUCUAUCAGAAGUAACACUUAUCCUGCUUUGCUGAAAAUCCUCUCGGUAAAGUCAAUUUGACAAUAGAGCUAAAGGUGCGUCAUAAUGACAAUCUGGCAACGACUGAAUCGUUAUCAGCGUCUCAAAAGACGACCAUUGAAAAGCAGACUAUAAAGUAGUUUGCUGUCACUACUUUGUAGUGACUUUCACUUUAAAAAAUUAAAUUUGCAGUUACACUUUUGGCAACUUAAUGUCAACUUAAUGGUAACUUAAUUAACUCAAGCGACGCGAUAAACGUCUUCUUAUACGGUGGGUACCACAGGUAAUCGAUAGUCUCUUCCAGGCUUUUACUUGUUCAUCAAGUGCAAUAGAUACUAAGCAAAAAUUCUCUACGAGAUAUUCGCUCUCGAAAACGGUCAACUUUCUAGAUGGCAAAAAUCCCGAUGAACCCAUACAUUCCAAGCAAAAGAAUGUCAAGUUAUUUCUUAACAUCGUGUCGCCGAGGGUAAAUAUGUAUUAUAUUAUAUUGUAUAUUAUAUAUUAUACUAUAGUAUAUAUAUUAUACUAUAUUUCGAUUAUUCAGUGUGAACACUUUUGUGGCUUAAUGGGAGAAUAAAGGCUUAUGUCAAGGAGCGAAGAAUGAAAAAAAUAUUUGUGACAAUCAUGUAAGCAUAAAUCGCGUUCUAGUCGGUUUUUCUCAUACAAACAGCUUAAUUAGUUAUGCCUUAUUGUUAUGGGUUGUUCUAAUUUUUAUUUUCUUUUUGAACAAUUUUCUUUAGAGUGAUUAACUUUUAACUUAAAUAGUACAGUACAAUACCAACAUUACGUAAUGCACUCAGAGUAAUUACGAUACUAACAAUGCAUACGUUACUUACAAUACAACCCCUAUUUCUAUCAAUACUUAUCAAUACUCACUUUGAAGACUACUCACAAAGAAGUUUUCUCUUAAAUUAGCUUGCACUUCAAAUUAUAUGAUGCUUACACUACGUUCCAUAAUUAGCUUUCUUUGCAUACUAAACAUUACUCACACUAGGUGAGGAAAUUACAAUUUAUAAUAGGGAAGGGAAAAUUCAACAAACAGAUAUGAGGCGCUUUUAGACAAAUAAGUAAAAUAAAGCAUUUUAUCAAGUGGUCUUGCACAUUUAUAAACCUAGCAGCGAUAAUCUACUUUCUUAAGAGCUUACCACAAUAUUCAUUCAUUUUAAUCAAAAUGUUUUCUUUUUCGUUUUAGUAGCAGUACAAUUUUCAAAACGCAUAAAACAGAUUUAAGAAUCAUGAAUGUUAUGUCGGAAAAGGGCCUGGCAUCCACAGUAUGAAAUAUAUAUCUACUUGCUACUUUGCCUAAGACAGGUCAAUAAUAUCUGUAUUUUUGGCUGUACUUUAGCAGGAACACCAGUAUUUACUGACCAAAACUUGCUUAACAGAUCAUUCAGGGCAUGACCUGCAUCACACUCCAUAAGACUGAAAUAUCGAGCAAUUUGUGCACCACCGCUUUGCGUAGUCGCUGUAUAGCAUACUUCUUAGAAAACGUUCUUACUUAAUCAAACCUAAUGAUUUAACUCGUUAUCUCCAAAUUCUCCUGACCGUUUGCGACACAUUUCUUCUAUUGUAGUUCUGAGAAUGUGGUCUCAAAUUAAAUAAUAUAAAAAAUAAUUAUGGUGUUGAGGUAAAUAUUGUGAAUGUGACUGAGGAUGAUUUUGGACCCUACACUUGCUUUGUGAGCAAUCAUCUCGGCAACGAUUUCUGGAGUGCAUUCCUAACUAAAUAA
Molecule: messenger RNA, 2338 nt
Organism: Pocillopora meandrina
Lineage: Eukaryota; Metazoa; Cnidaria; Anthozoa; Scleractinia; Pocilloporidae
Source: the annotation of a GenBank genome assembly